AUGGCUCCUUGGCCCGAGUUGGAAAAUGCCCAGCCCGACCCCAAUAAAUACAUCGAAGGGACCUCCAGUCAGCAGUCCACCACCCCCACCAAAGACAAAGAGACCGACAAAAAUGACAAAGGGGCCCCUGUCACCAAGAUUGAACUCUUGCCAGCCUACUCCAUGGCGACUCUGAUCGAGAAGCCCAGCGAGGUGGAUGACCCCUGGGACCUGCCAGAGCUUCAGGACACUGGGAUCAAGUGGUCAGAGAGAGACACCAAGGGGAAGAUCCUUUGUGUCUUCCAAGGGAUUGGGAAACUGAUUCUGCUUCUGGGAUUUCUCUACUUGUUCGUGUGCUCCUUGGAUGUUCUCAGCAGUGCCUUCCAGCUUGUGGGAGGAAAGAUGGCCGGGCAGUUCUUCAGCAACAAUUCCAUCAUGUCCAACCCCGUGGCGGGACUGAUGAUUGGGGUGCUGGUAACUGUCUUGGUGCAGAGCUCCAGCACAUCCUCUUCCAUCGUGGUCAGCAUGGUAGCCUCCUCAUUGCUGACCGUCCGGUUUGCCAUCCCUAUCAUCAUGGGGGCCAACAUCGGGACCUCAAUCACCAACACCAUCGUGGCGCUCAUGCAGGCAGGGGACCGCAGUGAGUUCCGAAGGGCUUUUGCAGGAGCCACCGUGCAUGACUUCUUCAACUGGCUCUCCGUGCUGGUGCUCCUGCCCCUGGAGGCUGCCACCCAUUACCUGGAGGUCCUGACCAACCUUGUGGUGGAGACCUUCCACUUCAAGAACGGAGAAGACGCCCCAGCUCUUCUGAAGGUCAUCACGGAUCCCUUUACCAAACUCAUUAUCCAGCUGGAUAAAAAGGUCAUCAGUCAAAUUGCAAUGAAUGACGAGAUAGCCAAAAACAAGAGUCUCAUCAAGACUUGGUGCAAGACUUUUACCAAUGUGACUCAGAUGAACGUCACCGUCCCCUCACCUCAGAACUGCACCUCCCCUUCCCUCUGCUGGACGGACGGCGUCCAAACCUGGACCAUCAAGAACGUAACCUACCGGGAGAACAUUGCCAAAUGCAAGCACAUCUUUGUGAAUUUCAACCUCCCGGACGUCGCCGUGGGCACCAUCCUUCUCAUCAUCUCCCUGAUAGCUCUCUGCGGCUGCCUGAUCAUAAUUGUCAAGCUCCUGGGCUCGGUGCUCAAGGGCCAGGUCGCUACUGUCAUCAAGAAGACCAUCAACACCGACUUCCCCUUUCCCUUCGCCUGGGUGACCGGCUACCUGGCCAUCCUCGUGGGGGCGGGCAUGACCUUCAUUGUGCAAAGCAGCUCUGUGUUCACCUCUGCCUUGACCCCGCUGAUCGGCAUCGGCGUGAUAACCAUCGAGAGGGCAUACCCACUCACGCUGGGCUCCAACAUCGGCACCACCACCACCGCCAUCCUGGCUGCCCUCGCCAGCCCGGGCAAUACGCUGAAGAGUUCGCUGCAGAUCGCGCUGUGCCACUUCUUCUUCAACAUCUCCGGCAUCUUGCUGUGGUACCCGAUCCCGUUCACGCGCCUGCCCAUCCGCCUGGCCAAGGGCCUGGGCAGCAUCUCCGCCAAGUACCGCUGGUUCGCCAUCUUCUACCUGGUCUUCGUCUUCUUCCUGACGCCGCUGGCGGUGUUCGGCCUGUCGCUGGCCGGCUGGCACAAGCCUUUCAUUCCUGGGCUCUGUCCACGCCUGCCAAGCUUCAAACUUUUCUCAGGGGAAGGCUGGACUGUCCAGGAAACUAGGAUCACGGAGCACAGCUGGGUGCACGUGUCCACGGGUCAAAGGGGCGAGCUGCCCAUCCCAGACGCCUUCUAG
Messenger RNA from Carlito syrichta (Philippine tarsier), 1812 nucleotides. RefSeq names its product solute carrier family 34 member 2 (gene SLC34A2). The record is from RefSeq and is a predicted model, not a curated record. Gene Ontology annotation, biological process: sodium-dependent phosphate transport; intracellular phosphate ion homeostasis. The transcript is spliced from 13 exons. NCBI's taxonomy places the organism in Eukaryota, Metazoa, Chordata, Mammalia, Primates, Tarsiidae. The coding region runs from base 1 to 1812 and encodes 603 amino acids. Gene Ontology annotation, molecular function: sodium:phosphate symporter activity. Gene Ontology annotation, cellular component: vesicle; brush border; apical plasma membrane.